This is a messenger RNA of Cicer arietinum (chickpea), 1773 nucleotides long. RefSeq names its product endoglucanase 4-like. Gene Ontology annotation, molecular function: hydrolase activity, hydrolyzing O-glycosyl compounds. NCBI's taxonomy places the organism in Eukaryota, Viridiplantae, Streptophyta, Magnoliopsida, Fabales, Fabaceae. The record is from RefSeq and is a predicted model, not a curated record. Gene Ontology annotation, biological process: carbohydrate metabolic process.
ACAAAAAAUACGCACUUAUUUGAAGUCUUGCUUUUUUUUUUUCAAGUCCAUACUUAUAAUUAAUAUAUUAUCAUUAAUUACUAUAUUCCUAUAUGGGUUUGGAUCAAAGGUUAAGGUUGAUGAAGAUGAUCAUGAUAAUGGUUUGUGCUCUUUUGGGUGUAACUCAAAGAAGCAUGAGUUGGCAGCAUAAUUAUGGGGAAGCAUUGUCAAAGAGCAUAUUGUUCUUUGAAGGGCAGAGGUCAGGGAAGUUACCACCAACACAAAGAAUGACUUGGAGGAAGGAUUCUGCAUUUGAAGAUGGAUUUCAACUUGAUGAUGAUCGAUUCUUUGAUAAAGUUGACUUAAUUGGCGGUUACUAUGAUGCGGGUGACAAUGUGAAAUUCAAUUUCCCAAUGGCAUUUUCAACAACAAUGCUGGCUUGGAGUGUUAUAGAGUUUGGAAAAUUCAUGGGCCAAGACCUUAACCAUGCAUUAGAUGCUAUAGGUUGGGCCACAGAUUAUUUACUUAAAUCCACAAAUAUCCCAGGAGUUGUGUUUGCACAAGUUGGUGACCCACAUGGUGAUCAUAAUUGUUGGGAGAGACCGGAAGAUAUGGACACUCCUAGAACAACAUUUUUUGUUAGUAGAGAGAAUCCUGGAUCUGAAGUUUCAGCUGAAAUUGCAGCAGCACUUGCAGCCUCUUCUAUUGUAUUUAGGAAAUACCAUAAUGUUGAAUAUUCUGAAAGGCUUCUUCAAAGGGCUAUAAUGGUUUUUGACUUUGCAGAUAAAUACAGAGGAUCAUACAAUGACAGCCUUGGUUCGUAUGUAUGCCCAUUCUAUUGUGAUUUUAGUGGCUACCAGGACGAAUUGGUGUGGGGAGCAGCAUGGUUACUCAAGGCUACUAAUCUUCCAAAUUACUGGAAUUACAUUAAACAAAAUAUUCACAAUGUGAAAAACUUUGGUGAAUUUGGAUGGGACUCAAAGGAUGCUGGCAUCAACGUUCUAGUUUCUAAGCUUCUAGUUAAUAAUCCAGCUUCUAAGCCUUUUACCCUUAAUGCUGACAAGUUUAUCUGUGCUGUGCUACCUGAAUCACCCUUAAUUUCAGUCUCAUACUCUCGAGGUGGGCUUCUAUUUAAGUCUGGUGGGAGUAACAUGCAACACGCAACAGCUUACUCAUUCCUUUUAAUGGUUUAUGCUGGAUAUUUAAAUAAAGCAAAUAAAAAGAUUGACUGUGGUGGUGGAGUUUUUGCUUCUUCAAGGAGACUUAAACAAGUAGCAAAAAGCCAGGUAGAUUACAUACUAGGAAACAACCCAUUGAAUAUGUCAUACAUGGUUGGAUAUGGAUCAAAAUUUCCUAAAAGAAUACAUCAUCGUGCAUCAUCCUUACCUUCAAUUGACCAACAUCCUAAUCAAAUCGAUUGCAAAGGAGGUUCCUCUUAUUUUGAAACCCAAAAUCCAAAUCCCAAUCUGCUUUUAGGAGCUAUUGUUGGAGGACCUAAUAUCAAUGAUGAGUAUGUUGAUUCUAGAGCAGAUUUUGUACACUCAGAACCUACAACAUACAUCAAUGCACCUCUUGUGGGUGUUUUGGCUUACUUUAAAUCACAUCCAUACUAAAGUUAUUUCUUAUAUAUUUACGAUACAAAUUGAAUCCUUUAUAGUUAUGAAAGAAUUUUGGUUCAUUCAGUAUAGAGUACACAUUUGUUUAUGAGAAAAACAAUAUGUGGGAGGAUGUUUGUACUAAAGUACUUGUACAUAAUAAAUUAUAUGAGUUAGGCCUUUACCAUGAGCAAAUGCA